AUGUCUGCAUUCUUUGGCCUCGGCAAGACACGCACCUUUAAGCCGCGCAAGGAUGUCCCGGAGGGCACAAAACAAUACCAGCUUCGCAAGUAUGCAGAAGCCACUCUGGGAUCGGGGAACCUGCGCUUGGCGGUUCAGCUACCAGACGGGGAAGAUCUGAACGAAUGGCUUGCGGUGCAUGCUGUUGAUUUUUUCAAUCACCUCAAUAUGCUCUACGGAACCAUCACCGAGUUCUGUACGCCACAGGAGGCAAGUGGUCUUAAAUGUUUUUCACUAGACUCUCAUAGCGAGAUAUACGCAUUUGCACAGUGUCCUAUCAUGUCCGCUGGACCACGCUAUGAGUACCUAUGGGAAGACGGAGUGAAAUAUAAACGACCAACCAAGCUUCCUGCGCCAGAAUACGUAGAUGCGCUGAUGAAUUGGGCACAGGGAUUACUUGACAACGAAGAGAUAUUCCCCAACAAGAUUGGUGUACCAUUCCCGAAGAAUUUCCGGGACACCAUCCGGACAAUUUUCCGCAGACUUUUCCGGGUAUAUGCGCACCUUUACAGCAACCAUUUUGACCACAUCUGCGCUCUCGGAAUCGAGGCGCACUUGAACACGAGUUAUAGGCACUUCUUCCUGUUUGUGCACGAGUUUGACCUGGUCGAUAAGAAGGAGCUUGCUCCACUGGAUGAACUCAACGAAGCUAUCCUGGCCGAGGACAAAUCUCGAUGA
Molecule: messenger RNA, 717 nt
Organism: Sparassis crispa
Lineage: Eukaryota; Fungi; Basidiomycota; Agaricomycetes; Polyporales; Sparassidaceae
Product: Maintenance of ploidy protein
Exons: 8
Coding region: 1-717 (238 amino acids)
Biological process (GO): signal transduction; positive regulation of protein phosphorylation; cell division
Cellular component (GO): nucleus; cytoplasm
Molecular function (GO): protein kinase activator activity
Source: RefSeq, a predicted model, not a curated record